CAAUCAGAAGGCGCAGUUUUGAGAUCAUUCUGAAGGAGAGUCGCCAUGUUUAUGGUGAGUUAAAGGAAUUGAUUAGCAUUGCUGACAGAUCGUUUUAGUGACCUAUAUGUUGACCAUGAACACCACAAUUUAACUGUCUGAAGCUGUGGAAAGAGAAAUAUAACCUCGAAGAUAUCGCUUUUGGUCUGCCAGUUUCGAUCGAAGUUUGAAGAUGGAUGGUGAAUUUAGGACGAAGGCCGAGGAACGGACUCAUCUCACGAAAAUUAUUAAAGAAUGGAACGACAACAGAUUAGAUAUGUUCGCGCUAAGCCUGCCAGAUAAGGACCUGGAAUUUAAUGGGGUGAUGAGGUUCUACUUCCAAGGCAGUGAUAACAAGGUAGUGACCAAAUGUAUAAGAGUUUCCAGUAAGACAAUUGUUGCUGAUCUCAUGGACACGCUUGUAGAGAAGUUUUGUCCUGAUCUCAAAAUGCUGACACAUUCAAACUAUGAAUUAUUUGAAUGUCAUGAAAAAGGAGACACAAGAAAGCUGGGUAAAAGUGAAAGACCACUGCUUGUCCAACUAAGCUGGCAUAGAGAUGACAGGGAAGGGAGGUUUUUGCUGAAAAGUGCCAGUGCCAAAGUUGCAAGUACCUUUUAUCAAAUAGGAAACGAAGACGGCCAGUUGAGAAGGCGUCUGUCGAGGCGAGAGAAAAAAGAAAUGAAGAAGCAAAGAAAACGACAGGAAGCAAGGAGAGAAAAGGAGAACAAAAACCACGAAGAUACGGCUAUAGCACAACAGUUGUAUGACGAGAAGCCAGAAUCAAGCCUGACUAGGAGUAUCUCGAACCCAGAGGCUGUUAUGAAAAGAAAGCGGUUGCAAAAGAUCCAGAAUCGCUUAAAAGAUUUCAAAGCGGAAGAAGGGCAGCGAGGGGGAACGCUUAAAAUUUUCGCUGAAACCCUCAAACCGGAAAUUCCGUAUAAAACUAUUUUAGCUUCAGAUAAGCAAACCAGCGAUAAAAUUGUCCAAGAUGCAUUGGAAAAGUUUCAGUUAGAAAAUGAAAAUCCAGCAGAGUAUUGUUUGGUUAUGACUGAGAUACCCCCUGGAGAAAAUCCGGGUCCUGGAAGGGACAGUGUGGUGAAAGAUUAUGAUUGUCCGCUUGCUAUCCAAUCAAGCUGGCCAGCCUCACGGGGUUUUUUGACAUUUCAUCUACGAAAAAAGAACACUGUCUCUGGUUUCAAGAAAGAAACUAAAGCUGCCCAGAAAAAGGCCAAAGAUACACAAGCCGAUAGAAAAGCAGCCGCGAGGCUGGCACUUCAAAGUGAGACAGACCCGGAACAAGAAUUGCCUUAUUUGACCGAAAUAAUUCCAGAUGAGACAAAGAGUAAUUUCAAACCAAGGGUUCUUAAAAUCUUGCCAAAUCUUACUGUUAUCGGUAGCAGCAAAGUGCCGACGGCUGAACAGUAUAUUCAGCUGUAUGCAUUGGACAUUCUUCCGGAACAUUGCUUCCUGGAAAAUAUCGAUGGGGAAGUGACAAUAACGCCUACAAACGCAGAUGCACUGAUUCUUGUAAACGAGAACAGGGUAUACGAAACCACAACACUAAGUCCUGGGUCUGUGAUUAUUUUUGGGCACUCGCUAGUUUUCCAGUUCAAUGAGCGUAGCAGUGGAAGACUGACGCCUCCAAACGUCAGGGUUCGUUCUCCUGCAUCUGGAAGCAGGUCGCCAAACGAAUCAGCACAGCUCAGCAACUCAAUGAGCCCUGUUAUGAGGGAUGAGCGACCAACGUAUUCGCCAAUGAAGUUUGACCUCGACGAGCUUCCUGGGAGCAGGGUUGAUGAUGAAAUGAUGGUAGAAACGACCUUUUUACCUGAUGGUGAGAUCGCAUCUAGUCCUGUGAGGAAAACAGAUCCAAGUGGAGGUAUACCGAAUCGAUCCUCCGAUUCCAUCGAUCCCGACUACAAUGGCGAAAUGCGAGUUGGCCAAGACCUAUCCGGACCUGGUAGCCCACAAGCUGAUUAUGGCCUGCCCUUGCUGCCUGCAGCCCUGGAGUUCAUUGACGAUGCCCAAGACGCAUUUUUUGCGGCAAUCAUAAGCGAAGUUAACGGCGCCGCUGUGCAUUUCAAACUAGCCCCAGCCUACUCGCUAUACCUUGCCUCUCACUACAUGAUAUCACACGAUUUUAGGCCAGAGCUAGGCAAUGUUGAACACGCACGUGUUGUUGGGGCUUCAGCCAGAAAGAUGGCUAUAGCAAUCGAAAAAACUGUACAGGAAAACGAUGCGUUUGCAGGCAGCCUUGCGUUCUGGAUGGCCAAUGCAUCAGAGCUGCUUCACUUUCUCAAACAAGAUACUGAACUAUCUCCGUUGACACAAAAUGCACAAGGCAUACUUGAAAAGUCCGUGCAGCAUGCUUUUAGGCUACUUGUUCUUGCAAUGGAAGACCAACUUGGUUUAGCAAUGUCAGCCUUCCUUGAUCCAUCUGAAACGGCAGAUAUCCCAGAAAGUGAACUCGAUCAUAUUUUAGAGGAUGAUCUAUUAGAAAGAGCCGAAUCUUCCGACCUGCUGAAUUGGACGAGUGACGAAAGAACCUUCCCCGUUCAUGAUGGCAGACCAAUUACCGGAGAGCACUGGGUUAGCCCAGCCGCACGAAUCCACCUCCACGGCCGCCCUGUCAUGGCUGAUGUCCUCUACAUCCUGUCGUCAGCAAUGUCUCUUUUGCGAAGAUGCCGGGUCAAUGCUGCCUUAACUAUCCAACUAUUCUCACAGCUCUUUCACUUUAUCAACAUGUGGCUCUUCAACAAGCUCGUAUUGGAAACAAAUCUCGGUUUGUGCACAAAAGCGUGGGGCAGGCGUCUUAGACGAAGGCUCGGCUAUGUAGAGGCCUGGGCCGAAAAGCAGGGUCUCGAAUUGGCUGCUGAUUGCCAUCUCUGCCGAAUUGUCCAGGCAGCCCACCUCUUGGAUGCCCCAAAAGAAUCUGCUGAGGACAUCGCCUCUAUAUCCUCAACGUGCUUCAAACUCAAUUCAUUGCAACUGAGGGCUCUUCUGGAAAUGUACAGACCAGAUAGGGGCGAGCAUAUUAUCCCUCCGGAAUUGAUUGACAACGUAGUGACUGUGGCGGAGCACACAGCCGAUGAGUUAGCCCGUAGUGACGGGAGAGAGGUUCGCCUCGAUGAGGACGAAGAGCUUCAACUGCCAUUCCUGUUGCCGGAUGAAGGGUAUUCCUGCGAUAUUAUCAGAGGUGUGCCCGCAGGACUGAAAGAAUUCCUUCAAUCUCUGAUGGAGACAGGUAUUUGUCGGCUGACUGUAAACCCAACGUCGUCUGGUCUCUGGACUGUACAUCAAGAAUAUUACGAUGAUGAUGAUCAUGGGAUACCGGUCGACUACGAAGAACAGGAGAAUGACAUGGACGCAGAAUCAAAGACUAUUGAAGUCACGCUACAGAAGGGAAGCAAAGGUCUUGGAUUAAGCAUUGUUGCUGCGAAGGGUCCCCACAUGGAGCAUCUAGGUAUCUACAUAAAAGGUGUCGUAGAAGGUGGUAUUGCCUAUCAGAACGGACAGCUUGCUGCUGGCGAUCAAAUUAUCUCCGUCAACGGAAUGAGCUUAGUUGAAGUUUCCCAAGAGACUGCUGCGAAACUAAUGGGACAAACUGGCCCAACUGUUGUUUUGGAAGUCAGCAAGGAUGCUGCUGUCCACCAUGGUCUAGCAGAUUUGCUCAGCCAGCCCUCUCCAGCUACUUCACCGAGCCCGUUUUUACAGCAGGAAAAAAGCCCAUAUCGUGAUCCAAAAGAUGGUGGUUCCACAAUAGAUGAAUAUUCACCACAAAUACGUACCCAGAGCUGGAUAGCAAAUCAUGGGAAUCAGUAUGAACAAGAUGAAGAAGAAGAGAGACGAAGAAGAGAGGAAGAGAUGUACCAAGAAGAAGAGGAUAGGCGGCAGGAGCAGAUGCAGAGAGAGCAAGAUGCUCGAGAGGAAGAAGAGAGACGCUUGUACGAACAAGAACAAAAUGAUCGCCUACGGAAGUUGGAAGAAGAGCGUUUGGAAAGGGAAGAGUUUGAAAGAGUGCAAAAACAACACGAGGAAGAAGAAAGACAGAAAGAGAGAGAAAGGUUGGAAGAGAUAAGGAGGCAAAAAGAAUGGGCUGUUGAACAACAAAGGAUUGAAGAUAUGGAAAGACAAAGGCUAGACGAUGAACGAAGAGCCGAAGAGGAAAGACAAAGACUAGAAGAGGAGCGAAGAGCGGAAGAGGAAAGACUAAGGACAGACGAAGAAGAAAAAAAAGAGAAGCAGAGAAUGGAAGAGCAACGCUUACAGGCCGAAAGAGAGGAAGAAGAAAGGAAAAGAAUUGAAGAAGGUCGGAAAAGGGCAGAAGAGCGACGGAAAUUUGAGCAACGGCAACGAGAAUAUGAAACAAGGUUGCGCAUUAUGGAAGAACAACAAAAGAAGCGUGAGAAGGAAGAAGCAGCUAGGCGAGAAGCAGAGAGACGAGAGCAAGAAGAGCUAAGAAAAAAAGAAGAACUUGAGGAAUUAGAAAGAAUAGAAAAGGAAAGACAGAGACAAGAAGAAGCUAGAAUUAUGGAGCAGAAGAAAAAGGAAGAAGAAGAACGAAGACUGAUUGAAGAAGAGCGUAGGAACAUUGAAAAAGAAAGGAAACGCAAGGAAGAGGAACGCAGAUUAUUGGAGGAAGAAAGAAAACGAUUAGAAGAUGAGAGAAAGCGGUUUGAAGACGAACAAAGGCGGCAUUAUGAAGAAAUCAGGCGGAGAGAAGAGGCACGAAAAAGAGAAGAGGAGAUGGCACGUCGAAAGCCAGACGUAAACCCGAGAAACCAUCGGGGAUCUUCGCCAAGAAACAGAUACAAUUCAGACGACUUUGGCAAUCUCGAUGAUUUACCACCUCCCCCAGAGGACCUGUUGCUAGAAGAUUACGGAGUUCAAAAAGACCAGGAGGAAAAGUUGGAACGAAAGAUACAGAGCCAACUCGCAGCCGAGAGACAAGAACUGCGACAGGCUGAACGCGAGCAAAAUGAACUGCAUCAAACGAACAUUGAAGAAUACGAGGAAACCAACAUAGACAAUGUUGAUGACGAAAUGCUGCAAAGUAAACUAAUGGAAGAGCGCCUGCAGGCUCGUGUAUCCGGUGGAAAAUCGCAUUCUUUCUAUUCUUCUGACGAAGAUCCGUACGAAAUUGAGCUUGAAUUCCAAAGGAGGCUCCAGCAGGAGAAUGAGAGGAUGAAUAGGGAGAGGCGGUUAGGCGACUAUUAUUCGGAUGAUGUGACCCAAAAAAUGAGGAAUGAGCGGGAACACAGGGCAGAAAAAGAGAGAAAGCUAAAGCUUAUGAUUGACGAUCACGAUCGGAGAUCAGCCUAUCGAAAUUCUGACAAGAAAACUGUUGAAAAUACAGAUGUCGACGAUCAAGAGAGAAGGGUUGAAAGACUUAAUAUACGCGGGCAGCCCCAAGCAAAUACGAAACCGGAAGACGCUUGGUUCGCUAUGCAGAAGAGAAACCAUUUAGACCAAAAGCGCGAGCAGGAACGGAUACGCAAAGAGCAGGAAGAUUUGGAGGAGCAAGAUCGGCAGCGCAAGCUUAGAGAUAUUAGAGCGCAAAAGGAACAAGAACAGAAAAUGAUGGAAGAGUACAGAAGACACAAAGAACUUGCAGAUCAAACAGGGGCAGGUAAAAAGCCAUGGCAAAAAACAUCAGUGUCAGGGAAUUUUGAUCGCACAGGUGACAAAAAAGAAAUAGUAAAAGAUGAGUUUAAGGAAAAAGCGAUCGCAGAUUAUGAAAGACGCCGCGCAACUCUUGACAAAGAUGUUGAGAGAGCAGAGCGCGAGAAACGAAUACGCAAUAUGGAGGUCAGGCCACCGCAAGUUGCAAAAAAGCCACCGCCAUACCGAUCUGUCGCCGAUGAUGACGAGGAAGCACCCCCGAGGCCUCCACCGCCAUCUAGCAUUUCUCCAAUGGAUAUCGUAAGGUCGUCGUCAAGCACAAGUCCCAGCCCACAGCCAUCAAGAGGCGACAGGUUUAGUUUUUCUGCAAAAACUAUAUCAAAUGUAACUGCUCAGAGCAGUGCAAGACCAAACCCCGUAAACGUUACCAAUCGAGUCUUUUCACCUACAGGCCAGUAUCAGCCUCGUUCUGCGUCUAGUUCAAGGUCUCCGUCACGAGAAGACCCUGCAAGCCUCGAUUUUAGUCAGAAAAUGAAAAUGUUUGGUGUUCCGCAGAAAAACGAACCAAUGAAUAAUAUGCGGUCGACAUUUUCGAAGAAGCAACGUGAAUACAUGGACUAGUUUAACUUUUACAUUUUUCGAUAACUUUGUCUAUAAUAUAAAUUCAUUUACCCGUUUAACUUGAUAAAUGGAUCAUCUUCAUGUCAUUUGAUAGCUGAGGAUUAGAUUUUGAUUUGAUUAAAAAAUAUGUUUGCUCAUGAAUGUCCAGAGAUCCGUUGUGGAAUUUUCAGUGCAGACGAGCCAGAAGCGUAAUACGUCCACUCAAGUUUUUAAUUAAAAUUUAUCUUCAGUGAAAAUAAAAAGCUUUGCAAAUAAUGCCCGUCACAUGACGGUAUAUGACUAUUGUUCUCAACUUGAGGUGUUCUUAUAUCGAUGACUCAACCUUGAAGCUUUUAUAAGAUCUCCAUGCAACAGCGAAGAUUACGAUGAUGUGUUGAUCGGUGAAUUGGAGCAUGCCUGGUUUUUCUAUUUUUAUUUGAUAUCGUUUCCAUUAUCAAGAUUAAUAAUUCUCAUUUUCAACAUUUAAUAUUCAAUAUAUUUAUAACAGUGGUUUUGGUCAGCA
This is a messenger RNA of Rhopilema esculentum, 6764 nucleotides long. Its product is annotated as afadin. Lineage: Eukaryota; Metazoa; Cnidaria; Scyphozoa; Rhizostomeae; Rhizostomatidae. The record is from RefSeq and is a predicted model, not a curated record. Gene Ontology annotation, cellular component: adherens junction. Gene Ontology annotation, molecular function: cell adhesion molecule binding. Gene Ontology annotation, biological process: regulation of protein localization; signal transduction.